GGUUCUGAUAAGUACAUUUAAAAUAAAACCAGCUAGCCUCGUUGUAUUUUUCCAGCAUUGUUUAGCCUCUUGUGUAUAUGCAUAAAGUAAAUAACUGGUGGAGAUCUUCUGGACUAGAAUUUUUUAAGAAAUUAAAUACAUCGAUGAAUACCGUAGAAGCAGUGGUCUAAAGAUACCUAUUUCAGCAAUGGGCCACUUUUGCUAGAGUAUGGUAUCUCUUAGAUGGGAAAAUGCAGCCACCUGGCAAACUUGCCUCUAUGGCAUCAAUAAGACUUCAGGGAUUACAUAAACCUGUGUACCAUGAACUGAGUGACUGUGGGGAUCAUGUUGUUAUAAUGAACACAAGACACAUUGCAUUUUCUGGAAACAAAUGGGAACAAAAAGUAUACUCCUCCCACACUGGCUACCCAGGUGGAUUUAGACAAGUAACAGCUGCUCAGCUUCACCUGAAGGAUCCAGUGGCAAUUGUAAAACUAGCUAUUUAUGGCAUGCUACCAAAAAACCUUCACAGAAGAACAAUGAUGCAAAGGUUGCAUCUUUUCCCAGAUGAGGAUAUUCCAGAAGAUAUUCUUAAGAAUUUAGUGGAAGAGCUUCCACAACCACGAAAAAUACCUAAACGUCUGGAUGAGUACACACAAGAAGAAAUAGACGCUUUCCCAAGAUUGUGGACUCCACCUGAAGAUUUUCGGCUAUAAGAGAACAAGAAUUUCAGAAAAUCACAGUGAAGUGAUUGAAACUUUCUUCUGUUGAGUUUCUCUAACCUACAGGAUGGAGUAAAACAACCGCUACCAUUCAGCACCUGUUAUAUGUGCUGAAUGUUUGUGGAGAAAGUUCAGGAAUGUAUAUUCCUUCAAUAGGAAAUUGUAUUAAAAUAUACUAUUUUAUAGAAUUGUUUUUACAUAAUCUGAUUUGAAUGUUAUAGUUGAUAAUAAUAAAAUCACUUACAUGGUU
Molecule: messenger RNA, 951 nt
Organism: Callithrix jacchus (white-tufted-ear marmoset)
Lineage: Eukaryota; Metazoa; Chordata; Mammalia; Primates; Cebidae
Gene: MRPL13
Product: mitochondrial ribosomal protein L13
Biological process (GO): translation; negative regulation of translation
Cellular component (GO): mitochondrial large ribosomal subunit; ribosome
Molecular function (GO): structural constituent of ribosome; mRNA binding
Source: RefSeq, a predicted model, not a curated record